CUCAUUUCUUUAAACAAAAAAAAAACAAAAGGAGAGAAAGAGAGAAAAAGAAAAACUUAUCUUAUAAUAAUAAUAUGCUUUCAAAAAUACGUCUUGCAAGAGAGAUUAUAAAUGAAGAAUUUGGUUCCAUUACAGCUGUAAAGAGAGAUUAACAUCAUGUCAAUUUUCAAAUUGUUCAUUUAACACUUAUUAUAUAUACAUGUAUAUAUAACAAUAGACAGUUGCUGAUCAGCUUUUAACGAAAGGCCGUUUAACAGCUAUUGAGAUAGCAAGGAAUACUCACUAUUCCAUGUAUUGUGUUAAAGAAGCGCUUGUAAUAUUAAUUCAGCAUGGACUUGUUUAUUUUACAGAACAUAAUAAUGAUAUGAAGUUAGAUGCAACCUAUUAUGAAAUCAAUAUGAAGCAAAUCUUAAUGAGGUUACGUAUGGGUCGUAUAAUGCGAGUUACUGAAGAAUAUCAUGGAAAAGCAGGCUCGACCAUUUGUCAAUUAUUAUUCUUAAAUGGAAGGCUAAAAUUAAGUCAAGUGCAAGCAUGGGCAAGAAUGAAUCAAAGAGAUGAAGCAACUUAUGUAAAAGUAUUUACAAAAAUGGCAGUUGAUCAAUUCAUUAUUCCUUCUUUACCUCAGCAUAGUCGUUCAAUUAAAGAUCAAUAUUUAGAAGCUGAAAAAGAGGAACUCUCAAAACUAAAGUUUACUUUUAAAAGUCCAAAAAAGAUCAUGUUAAUUAAAGAUAUUGCAAAGGCAAAUAUGGAUGCACUGUUUCAACAUGAACGAGAGCAAAUUGAGCAGAUUGGCAUGAAACGAACAGCAAAAUAUCCUUUAGAACCGGAAACAAGAAAGCGUUUUGAACAAGAGCAAGGAACAUUUCACUCGGGUCAGGAAAAUAUACCUAAAGAGGAACUAUUAUAUGAUGUAGAGCCUCAUGUCUUUUUUGUCUUGAACUAUAACAAAUACAAUGUCAUUUUUCGUAAUUAUUUAGUAUCAAAAUUUGCUAUCAAGCGUAUUAAUCGUACUGCUGGAAUGAUUUUAAAGGCAUUUUUCAGGUAUUGCGAAGACAAAUCCUAUCAGGUGGGAGAAGAUUUUUCAUCCGCAGCUACACCAUCCUAUAUUGCUAAUAUGUUGGAGCCCGAACUAUUUAAAAAAGGAGACAUUAUACUUGACCCUAAAUCUAUUCGAUUACAACAACAUACAAAAACAGAUAAUAAUCAAAAAAAGACACCUGUAGUUAGUGAAGUUGUUGAGGGUUAUUUUAAACUUCUACAGACAGAUCAAGCAGGAUUUUUAAAAUAUCGAGAUGAUUUGGGUGGUAAUCACUAUUCAGUUAAUUUUAAAAAAUUAAGAUAUGUUAUGAAGCGUACAAUUUUUGAGAAUUUUCUAAAUGAUCAAUUUGGUAUUGUCUGUUGUCGUAUUGUGCGUAUUUUGCUAGACAAAGGCAAGCUGGAAGAAACUCAAAUACAAAAAUUAGCCAUGUUACCAUUAAAGGAUGUUCGAUGUAAGCUUAAUAUCUUAAUGAAACACAGUAUAGUUGAAAUACAAGAAGUACCGCGGUCUUCUGAUCACAGUACAGGUCGCUCAUUCCAUUUAUGGUUUGUUUCUCUUGAUAAAUGUUUCGAGGAAUUGCUAUUAAAUAUUUAUCAAACAAUUGUUAAUCUGCAACAACGGAAGGAAGAGGAGCUUUUGAGGCGCAAACGUUUGAUUAAUAAAUUGAACCGAAUAGAUGUUAUUGAAAAUAGAGAUUUAUUAAAUAAAAUCGACCAAGCGGAAGUAGCUAAAAUGGAAAAUGUUGUUGAAAAGAUAGAAGUUGCAAAGGAGAGACUAGAUGAACUAGUUAUGAUCUUACAGGAUAUUUAAACAAUUUUUAGCUAUUUAUAUUACAAAGUUCUGAAUAAAAAAAAAAAAAAAA
Messenger RNA from Cokeromyces recurvatus, 1901 nucleotides. RefSeq lists its product as uncharacterized. Bases 290 to 1849 code for a protein of 519 amino acids. Gene Ontology annotation, biological process: DNA-templated transcription. Gene Ontology annotation, molecular function: single-stranded DNA binding. The record is from RefSeq and is a predicted model, not a curated record. NCBI's taxonomy places the organism in Eukaryota, Fungi, Mucoromycota, Mucoromycetes, Mucorales, Mucoraceae. The transcript is spliced from 8 exons. Gene Ontology annotation, cellular component: RNA polymerase III complex.